AGCUUCAGGAUUUCUUGCAUAUACAUUGAAAGUAGCACAAAACAAAGAUGGCUGCGCCCUGCAGAAGGAUGGCAGGUCGGUCUCUCUCACAGUUUCUGUCUUGUUUUAGCAGGACAUCAGUCGGGAACACGGGGUUUCGUCAGUUCUCCAACACGUCUGUUUGUCGGGAAAGUCGGAAGACCGAAAAUGUGACGGAAUCAGCGCGUUCACCGUGGACUGUGAUGGCAGCCGUGUGUCUGCAGAGGCUUCCGGUCAUUACAGCGGACUGCAGCCCGAUGGAGCAGCAGUUCGGACAGAUGAUAAACCAGAUGGAGCUGGAGAAAAGCGUGCUGACGGACCACGAGCUGCGGCUGCAGGAGGAAGCUGAGAGACUGAGGCGUUUGCAGGCAGGCGAAUACGACUCUGAUGAAGAGGACAACCAAAUGAAACAGGAGAUAAUUUUGGCUCAGGACCUGGAAGACCUCUGGGAGCAGAAGCUGAAGAACUUCCAGCCAGCGCAGAGAGUCAACGCUGACGUAGAUAAAGACCUGACCUCGGCGGAGCGCUGCCUGGCCGACACGCUGCUUCUUCUGGCGGAGCAGCAGGUCGGGGGGGAGAAGCUGUGGCUGCUGCCUCAGACUCAGUGGCAGGACGGAGAGACGCUGCGGCAGACGGCAGAGAGAGCCCUCCACUCCCUGCCAGCGGCUGAUUUCAAGGCGACUUUCCUGGGCAACGCGCCCUGCGGAGUGUACAAGUACAAACUGCCGAGAGCCGCUCGGACGGAGAGCUCGGUGGGAACAAAGGUGUUCUUCUUCAAAGCCGUUCUGUCGGACGGCGCUCCCCCCGCCGCCCCCGACGCUCCUUUUCUGUGGCUGAAGAAAGGUGAACUGCAGGGCUUCCUGAAGCCGGCGUACAAGACGAAGGUCGAACGCUUCAUCCUCGGCCUGUGACGCUGAACGCAGAACAAUAUUUAUGAGGCUCAGAAAGUUAUCUGUCGUCUGGUUCCAUAAAAGGUUCUUUUGUUGACGAUACGUGUUGUACUGUAGAAAUAAAUAGUUUUUCCAAACA
Molecule: messenger RNA, 1047 nt
Organism: Cottoperca gobio
Lineage: Eukaryota; Metazoa; Chordata; Actinopteri; Perciformes; Bovichtidae
Gene: mrpl46
Product: mitochondrial ribosomal protein L46
Exons: 4
Coding region: 48-929 (293 amino acids)
Cellular component (GO): mitochondrial large ribosomal subunit
Molecular function (GO): structural constituent of ribosome
Source: RefSeq, a predicted model, not a curated record